UCAUAGACACUAUGUUGUAUUCUUAACCCGCUGAGCCACAGUGGGAACUCUAUGUUUGCGUUUAAAUCCCCUAAUCUAUCGCUGCUUGAACAGACUAACACAAGGACAUAUUAAGUGGGUAGUGUUCCUUAUAGUCCUUAGGAAAAAACAAAAGCAAAACAACUCCUAAAAACUAAGGAUGCAGCCAGUAAGGACUGAGAUUUGGGAAAUGGAGGCUUGGCUGAGAAUGUUCCAAGGCCCCUCCUAAGCGAGGAAGCAGCUGGAGUUGGAAGAAACUGUGUCUAGUAGAGAGCCUGCUGCCCAGCGACCGGACAGCAACCCUGUUGACGUAACCCCAUGGAUCAAAGCAAUCCCCCAACUGCUCCAGGCAAGUUCCUGUGGCUCCUGGUGGAAUUCACUCAGCAGAUCCGGAUCUGGUAAAUAUAAAAGGUCUGGUCCUUGGGUGGAGGUUGCUGCAUCCUGAAAGAGGCCGCUACAAACUGCUCCUUCAGCCGGUGCUCAGCCAGGCGCUAUGGCCGCAGAAACAGCCCCUUCAAAAGACCCCAGAGACCCCAGAGCCAGCCCCAAAGUCAGGGGCCUUAAGACAGACCUGAAGACUCGCUCAGGUGGAAAGCCCGCAGGCCACCAGAAGGCCAUUCCCAAAGCUCACCUAACUUUCGUCAUCGACUGUGCUCACGGGAAACGGAUCUCCCUGACAGCACCCCCAGUGCCACCCCGAGCCCCUAGUCCCAACCCAGGACCUGUCAUCCCUCCAAUGAAGACCUACAUCUUGUUCUGUGGGGAAAGCCGGCCCCCCCAUCAGACUCCAGAGGCCCCCCUGGAUGAGGGAGGCCUUGCCUGGGCCAGGGGCCCCCUGCCACCCUGCACAGGGAGUGCAGCCCCAGCUUCCUCCCCUGCCAGCCCACUCUGCCUCCAGGAGGCUCCUGAAGUCAAGGGGAGCCCUGCCAAGAGGUCUUCAGCUUGGGGAACGGUCUUGGGCUCCCUCAAAGCCCUCUCCUCCUGCGUCUGUGCGCAGGCUGAUUAACCGGAAGAGCCUGGCCGAGGGAGGAAGGGGGUGACACCCAGGAGCCCGUCCCUCCUCCCCAGCCAAGAGGAAAUCUCUUGUGGCUGGGCCACGGAAGGAGCCUAAGAUCAUUAAAGGACAUCUGAAACAGCCACGCGUGUCCUCCCUUUCAGUAGCAGGAGGAUAAGCACCGCCACGUGGAAAGAGACUAAUUCACUCACACGGCAAAUUCUAACCAGAGCACCAUCCACAUGCCAGGCCCUGCAAAGCCUAGAGAAGAUGCCACAGCUUUCUUAGAGCUUGUAUUCUUGGGGAUGGGGGAGAAUGCUUAAACAACUGAAUAAAGAUGAUUUUGGACCGUG
Molecule: messenger RNA, 1365 nt
Organism: Sus scrofa (pig)
Lineage: Eukaryota; Metazoa; Chordata; Mammalia; Artiodactyla; Suidae
Gene: SRARP
Product: steroid receptor associated and regulated protein
Biological process (GO): positive regulation of intracellular estrogen receptor signaling pathway
Cellular component (GO): cytoplasm; nucleus
Molecular function (GO): nuclear estrogen receptor binding
Source: RefSeq, a predicted model, not a curated record